CACGCUCAGAUUCGCCGGUCGGAAGUUUUCCGAAAAAACGUGUCACAGAUCGCUUCCCCAACACGUGAAAGUGCCUUCCCAAUUUUGCGGCCCCUUCAGCUUCCCUCGAUCACCUGCCCGUCUAAAACGGUUCUAGCCAAGUCAAUUUGCCGAUCGUUCUUUCUCCGCAAGAAGGGCUUGGUCCGAGAAUAAUUGCCCGAAUAUAGCAUUUUUUCGUUGCCCCCAAAAAGUAGUUCCGUUACCUGUAUUCUGCCGCUUGGAAACCCCGACCAAUCAAAAUGGUUCUUGGCUUCGUGUGCCGCCAAUCAUCAUCGUUGCUCACUCACACUCUCACACAUCCGUUGAAGUUCUCAGCGAGCCGGAGCACGCCGUUUGUCAAUUUUGUCACUUCUUCAGCGAAUUUAGCCAAAAAAGCAAAUAUGGCCGGACGUUCCAAAGUGUAUUUCGACAUGACCGCCGACAAUGUCCCUGUGGGCAGGAUUGUUAUGGAGCUCCGCAAUGAUGUAGUCCCAAAAACAGCUGAAAACUUCCGUGCCCUCUGCACCGGUGAACAAGGUUUUGGUUACAAGGGCAGCACCUUCCACCGUGUCAUCCCCAACUUCAUGUGCCAGGGUGGUGACUUCACAAACCACAACGGCACUGGUGGCAAAUCUAUCUACGGAAACAAAUUCGAAGAUGAGAACUUCACCCUCAAGCACACUGGACCAGGUAUCCUUUCCAUGGCUAAUGCUGGCCCCAACACCAAUGGAAGUCAAUUCUUUAUCACAACCGUGAAAACCUCCUGGUUGGACAACAGGCACGUUGUUUUCGGUCAAGUCAUCGAAGGUAUGGAUGUUGUCAGGAAAUUGGAAAGCUAUGGAUCUCAAAGCGGCAAAACAUCCAAGGUUAUCACUGUUCAAGAUUGUGGGCAACUUUCUUAAUCAGGGAACAUCAUGCGCACCUGUGUCCAGCUUCCAACAGCAUCUGCUCUUCACCGGUGAAUGCAGUAUUUUCUACCCCCCCUACCCUUACACAACGGCAUAAAAUCCUGUGGCCCUGCAAUUUAAAGUUAUUAAAAUGAACAAAAAUAGGUGUCUAUCGGCAUGAUGUCUAACAUCUGGUGUACAAUAUUUUAAUCUAUUUAUUUUUAUUGUAUUUUAAUUAAUGCCCAGUUUUAACUUUGUAUCCAUACAAUCUUUCACAGCAUUUAUAUUCUGACUCAUUCCACUAAUCGUGUAGCUUAUCGGUCAGUCUCGGUGCCAGUUUAGGAUAUUUUGAUCAGUUGAUUCUUUUUUACGUUUAGAUUGUAGACGAAAUUUGUUAACUUUCUUUUUCUUUUUCUACUCUGCGUCAUAUUUUUUUUGCAAGGUUCAUCCAAUGCUGGCUCAUUUUGUGCGAUAAUCUGUAAUUUUUUCUAUUCAUUUUCCCUAUAUUUUCUCCUUUUUCUUAACUCUUCAUGUGAGCACAUGUAUCAACCUUGAAUAAUAAAUGUUGGAGUGGUAGUAUAA
This is a messenger RNA of Bemisia tabaci, 1487 nucleotides long. Its product is annotated as peptidyl-prolyl cis-trans isomerase. Gene Ontology annotation, biological process: protein folding; protein peptidyl-prolyl isomerization. Gene Ontology annotation, molecular function: cyclosporin A binding; peptidyl-prolyl cis-trans isomerase activity. NCBI's taxonomy places the organism in Eukaryota, Metazoa, Arthropoda, Insecta, Hemiptera, Aleyrodidae. The record is from RefSeq and is a predicted model, not a curated record. Gene Ontology annotation, cellular component: cytoplasm.